Monoraphidium neglectum is the source of this 984-nucleotide messenger RNA. RefSeq lists its product as hypothetical. Gene Ontology annotation, biological process: regulation of cytokinesis; protein phosphorylation; mitotic spindle organization. NCBI's taxonomy places the organism in Eukaryota, Viridiplantae, Chlorophyta, Chlorophyceae, Sphaeropleales, Selenastraceae. The record is from RefSeq and is a predicted model, not a curated record. Gene Ontology annotation, cellular component: chromosome passenger complex; spindle midzone; spindle microtubule. Gene Ontology annotation, molecular function: ATP binding; protein kinase activity. The transcript is spliced from 3 exons. Bases 1 to 984 code for a protein of 327 amino acids.
AUGACACCGGUAGCCUCGCCACGGCUGGAUUCAGCGCCGCCUGCAUCCAGCCAGGCAGCUAUCUGCUCCAGCGCUGCAGCCAGUGACGCCAACCGAGUCUACACCUCUGUGACCUUCCCGACGCUGCAGCCGCCUAUCAUGGACGUGCGCAGCAACAUCAUCACCCAGGCCGCAUCGGCGACGGUCGAUUGGACCCCCGGGCUGACAGAAGGCGACUGCGGCACAGAAAGCACCAGCCCCGCGCACGACAAAUUCGCGACCACACCGACAGCGUUGCUGCUGGAGCAGCUGAGGCUGCCGGCCAGCGCCUCGCGCCUGCUGCCGCCCGUUCUGCCGCCGCCGCUGCCAGCGGCGCUGCAGCAGCCACUGUGCCAUGGAGACCACAUCCACGUGCAGGUGCUGCCGGCAGCGCUCAUCUCGGUGCUACCGCAGCAGCAGCAGCAGCAGCAGCAGCAGCAGCAGCAGCAGCAGCAGCAGCAGAAGCAGCAGAAGCAGCAGAAGCAGCAGAAGCAGGAGCUUGAUUACAGGCAAAAUCAGGGCAGCUUUGACGCGGCCUACGAGAUGGGGGAGCUUCUCGGACGCGGCACAUUUGGCGAGGUGCGCGCUGCAACGGAGCGCGCGAGCGGGCAGCGGCGCGCGGUCAAGGUGCUGUCAAAGUGCGGCCGUGACAGGAGGGAGGACAUCCACCAAGAGGCAAAGCAAGAGAUCUUGCAACUUACGAGCUCCCACCCCCUGGGUGUUUGGCAGCAGGUGGAAUUUUGCCGGAAGCUUCAGCAACGCAGUGACGUCGUGCAGCUCUUUGCGGUGUAUGAGGACACAGACAGCAUCUAUAUCGUUCAGGAGCUCUGCAGCGGCGGCGAUGUGGCCAGCCUGCAGGCGGUGAGCGGCGGCCGCGUCGGGGAGCGCGAGGCGGCGACCAUUAUGCUGGGUGUGCUGCGCUUCCUGGAAAACGCACACCGCAGGGGAAUCUGCUAUGGUGGGUGA